This is a messenger RNA of Lathyrus sativus (Indian pea), 972 nucleotides long. Lineage: Eukaryota; Viridiplantae; Streptophyta; Magnoliopsida; Fabales; Fabaceae. The record is from the annotation of a GenBank genome assembly.
AUGGCGCUACUUCAUGGCAAUUGGAUCAAGCUUGAUCAAAGAGGAAUCACACAGGGAGCAAGAAGUUCUCAUGCUAUUGCUGUAGUAGGGCAAAAGGUCUAUGCGUUUGGGGGUGAGUUUGUGCCACGUGUCCCUGUUGAUAACAAGUUACACGUGUACGACCUAGAUACCUUGACAUGGUCAGUAGCCAAUGCAUCCGGCAGCACCCCGCCGCCACGUGUUGGUGUCACAAUGGCUGCAGUUGGAGAAACCAUCUAUGUAUUUGGUGGAAGAGAUGUUGAACACAAGGAACUCAAUGAACUCUAUUCUUUUGAUACUAAGACCAACACUUGGGCCUUGAUUUCAAGUGGAGAUAUUGGGCCUCCUCACCGGAGUUACCAUUCCAUGACAGCCGAUGACCGACAUGUGUAUGUUUUUGGCGGAUGUGGGGUCGCUGGAAGGCUCAAUGAUUUAUGGGCAUUUGAUGUUGUUGAUGGCAAGUGGGUGGAAUUUCCAUCUCCCGGUGAAAAUUGCAAGGGAAGAGGUGGGCCGGGCCUAACAGUUUCCCAAGGAAAAAUAUGGGUUGUUUAUGGUUUUGCAGGAAUGGAAGUCGAUGACGUGCAUUGCUUUGAUCUGGCUCAUAAAACAUGGGCCCAAGUGGAAACAGGUGGGCUCAAACCGACUCCCCGUAGUGUGUUUUCGACUUGUUUGACUGGGAAACACAUAAUUGUAUAUGGUGGGGAAAUAGACCCUAGUGACCAAGGUCAUAUGGGUGCUGGUCAAUUUUCUGGCGAGGUUUAUGCAUUAGACACUGAGACAUUAUCAUGGACGAGGCUGGAAGAUAAGGUGGAAUCCGGUGGCCAUCCUGGGCCGCGUGGAUGGUGCGCAUUCGCCAGUGCUUGCCGUGGCGGUCAAAAAGGACUAUUGGUAUAUGGUGGCAACUCUCCUAGUAAUGACAGGCUUGAUGACAUUUUCUAUCUUGCUAUUGCUUAA